UUCCCUGUUUAUGAGAAACUACGUGAAAAAGCCUGUACUCUCUGUCUCUUCCCUCUUCCUCAUUUCAUUCGCAUAUGUUUCUUUUUCAUCCCUGCUCACCAAGGUCACCUUGGUGCUAAACCCCAGGGAUCCAUGGUCUCUUCCCCUUUGUGUCACCGGCUGUCUUCUGCCUCUUAUCCUCACCCUUUAGCUGCUCCUCCACUGUCUCUUCUCUCAGAGGUCAGGAUUCUGGGUCUGUCUCUGUGGACCCUCAGCUCUCCUCCAAUCCCAAGUCCCCCACAUCCUGGUCGCAUGUCAGGGUUUCAGAGAUGCCUGCCUCCCACUGCCCACACCCAGGGGCCCACCCUCCUUUCCUCUAACCCUCCCACAUUCUCUGGCCCCAUGGAUCUGCAGCAGUUCCUGCUGGCCCUUUUCCAUUUUGUUCCUUACGCUGCACCCCUCUGCUGCCACUCCCUGCGUCCAUGACUCCAGCUCACUUGUCUCUCCUUCACCCAGGUCGCCUGCUCAGUUUGUGCCUCUCUGUGCUCCUGCAGCACCUGAGUGUUUAUUCACCUCUGAACCUCUGCUUUCCCGCCUGAGUAUGCGCAGCUCCGGGCUGCAGUGACUUCAUAUCCUGAGGACUGGAGCCCCAUGGUGAACAGAUGGCUUUCUGUGUUCUGAGAGGGAUACAAGAGUUCUAGAGUUCUAGUCUAGAAAGGACAUCAAACAUUUCUAAAAAGCUAAGUAUGUUGCCAGAAAAAAAAGGAAAGCAGAGCUUUCCCCAGGAAGCUUAGCUCUCGUUUAGAUUUUUCAGGAAAAAACAAUCAAAUUAGAGAAUAAAUAAAGGCACCCAUCCCCCUUUUAAAUGAACACCAGCUUUGAAUAAAACGUUCUGUAAACCCCAAGCAGAACUAAACUAGUACAUUGAACUUAGAUUCAUUUUCACUAAACCACAAAGCAAAUGUUUUCCUAAAAAUCACCCGGUUAACAAAGUCUGUGUAUUUAAGCCAAAAUAAUUUAACUGAACAUACGGGCCACACAUUCGUUUCAGGUGCCUGCUAAUAAGUCAGUCUGGAAAUUCACAGGUGUGCCCAUCCUGCCUUGGCUGCUGAAGUCCAGGUGUCUAGGGCUGACUGAUGCCCAUUAUGCCUCCCCUUCCCCAUCUUUGUCACAGGAUUUGACGCACCAGCUCUCCUAAUGACUCUGUCCACCACAAUGCCAAGCCUGACCCUGGCCCUCCCAUAUGCUGUUCAGCCCAAGCGCGGAGAUUGGCUAUUAACCCUGUAAAUACGCCCCUGACCCCCGGAGGCUGAUGGCUGGCCAGGGAAAGCUGAGCUGCUGACCGCAGACUGGGAGGCAAGAGCCCACUUCCAGCAGCCAGGCUAGUUGUGUCUAAAUCCAUGACUGGGGAGGGGUUAGAGCCUUGAGGAACAAAAUUAUUCUACCGGCUGCUGAUGGCCCUGGGAGGCUGCACUGGCCCAACAGUGGGGCCCCAUCUCAUGGGCCCGCUUCUUCGCCAGGAGAGAAGCCACUCCUGGGUAGGUACUGCCCCACCCAAACCCAGCCAUCUGUAGUGACCCAUCCCAGGUAUGUGGAUGUGGAUUGUCCCACCCAACCCACUCUAUAGUGAGCAAACAAGCCCUCUGGGACAGCGGUCACAGCCUCCCCUGUACCUCUGAACAGCCUGCCAGGCUCCCUACUCUUGGGCCUCCACUGUCCACCAGGGAAAGCCCUGAGCUGAGAGUUGGGGAACCUCAUUUCUCCUGCCCAGGACGCAAUUCUCUUUUGGCAUCAGGGAGGGCUGUGAGGGCUUUCUAGGUCUCAAAAUGAGGAGCUUGAAGAUGCAGCCUGGGAAGUAAGAAGGUGAGACCAGGACAUGGGCCAGCCAGAAGCAGGAGUCCCAGGCCUGGAGGCUCCUGGGAAGGUGGUGGGGAGGGAGCAUCUGUUGGUGGCCUCAGGGCAGCAGCUGCCUGGUGAAUGCUCGUGGAGUGGAUGCUCUGGGAAGGGGGAUGGGUAGUAAGCUUCUCCCCCUCCCCUCUCAAGACGUCACUGGAGUCUGGGGGUGGAGCUGCCUGCUCUAUAAAUCCUGGGGCCAUCAGGCUAAGGUCCUGCAGCCGCCUGAAGGAGCCAUCUCAUCCACAGCUCUUCCUCGAGCAGCCAUGGCCAGUUCCAGGCAAGGCCUCCUCCUGCUCCUGCUGCUGCUGACUGCUCACCCUGGACCCUCAGAGGCUCAGCACUGGUCCCAUGGCUGGUACCCUGGAGGAAGGCGAGCCCUCAGCUCAGCCCAGGAUCCCCAGAAUGCCCUUAGGCCCCCAGGAAGGGCCCUGGGCACUGCAGCAGGCAGCCCAGCCCAGGCUACCUAUGGCCUCCCAAGUGAUGCCCUGGCUCGCCUGGAAGACAGCAUGCCCUGGGAGGGCAGGACCAUGGCGUGGUGGUCCCUUCACAGGAAGCGACAUCUGGCACAGACACUACUGCCCGCAGCCCGAGAGCCCCGCCCCGCCCCACCGUCCUCCAAUAAACUGUGAGGUUCUCCGAA
Piliocolobus tephrosceles (Ugandan red Colobus) is the source of this 2515-nucleotide messenger RNA. Its product is annotated as progonadoliberin-2. Gene Ontology annotation, biological process: reproductive process; multicellular organism development. The transcript is spliced from 4 exons. The record is from RefSeq and is a predicted model, not a curated record. NCBI's taxonomy places the organism in Eukaryota, Metazoa, Chordata, Mammalia, Primates, Cercopithecidae. Gene Ontology annotation, cellular component: extracellular region. Gene Ontology annotation, molecular function: gonadotropin-releasing hormone receptor binding; gonadotropin hormone-releasing hormone activity. Bases 1989 to 2504 code for a protein of 171 amino acids.